Capsicum annuum is the source of this 887-nucleotide messenger RNA. RefSeq lists its product as uncharacterized. The transcript is spliced from 2 exons. The coding region runs from base 258 to 872 and encodes 204 amino acids. NCBI's taxonomy places the organism in Eukaryota, Viridiplantae, Streptophyta, Magnoliopsida, Solanales, Solanaceae. The record is from RefSeq and is a predicted model, not a curated record.
UAUAAUUUUCAUCAUUGAAUUUGCUUUGAUAACUGGCUUAAAAUGCAUUGGUAAUGUUAAUGAUUUUAAAUAUGAAGAUUCUUCUACGAGUAGGCUUAUGAAAAGGUAUUUUCCACAAUCGAUCAAUGGUGUAGAUAAGGAGGCAUUGAUGGAAUGUUUUUUGAAGGAAAAUUUUGAAAACAAAGAGGACGCCCUCCAGAUGGCAAUUCUAUAUUUCAUACACACCUUUUAUCUACUCACAGCUAGAUGCUUCUCCCAUGCCAUUUUAUGAUUUCAAAAUGGUUGAAGAUGAAAAAUAUCAAUUAUUUCCUUGGGGUAAAGUGUCUUACUCCAGAUUGAUGGCCUCACUUAGGAAAGAAUUUUCAAUGGAGAAGCAGCUUUAUAGGUUAGGUGGUAUCCCACAAGUUCUUAAUGUGUGGAUGUUUGAACUUUGUUUCAAUGUUGAUAUGAAAGUUGCGGUUAAGAAGGAAAAUAACAUACCUUGCAUACUGAAUUGGAGGGGUAUUAUAAUCCGGCCUCAGUUUAACCAAUUUAUGACCAGAAUGUUUAUUAAGUGUUCAUAUGCCAACAUUAUUCCUACUGCGGACGAGAUUGAAAAACUUGAUUUGGGACGCAAUAGUUUUGCAUGUGAUCACCAUGAUACAUCUUCAAUGCCUUCUUCAUCUUUUAAUCAACAUCAGAAGAGUUGCAGAGCGAAUUUACCCCAAGUUACCGAAGACCAUGACAAUUUUGUUGACUUCAGUUCUACUCCACCACAAUUCUUGAUGAGGGGGUUGAUACAUGUUUCUAGUACAAUAUCUACAGCUAUGAGAAAGACUGAAACAAAUGUUACGACUGGAAGAAGAACAGAUAAAAAAAAAACCACAGUUUAGUAACGUAGCUAGAAA